Rhagoletis pomonella (apple maggot) is the source of this 2521-nucleotide messenger RNA. Its product is annotated as major facilitator superfamily domain-containing protein 1-like. The coding region runs from base 27 to 1472 and encodes 481 amino acids. Gene Ontology annotation, biological process: transmembrane transport. NCBI's taxonomy places the organism in Eukaryota, Metazoa, Arthropoda, Insecta, Diptera, Tephritidae. Gene Ontology annotation, molecular function: transmembrane transporter activity. Gene Ontology annotation, cellular component: lysosome. The record is from RefSeq and is a predicted model, not a curated record. The transcript has 7 exons.
AGAUUUGCGUAUAAUUUUGCCGAAACAUGCCCGAUACGAGUAAUGAUGUAUUGCCCAUAGUGGACAAUGAAGAAGCACGCCCACCGUCGCCAGCCUCAGUGGCACGACGCAGUCCACAGGACAACGAACUGGAUUUGCAGCCCAGCAGCUGUGGUUCAUCGAUGUGCUGCAAUCCCACAAGUGGCGUACAUCGAUUCAUUGCCUUGAUUUUUAUGUGUCUGCUUGGAUUUGGUUCCUAUUUUUGCUACGACAAUCCCGGCGCUCUGCAAGAGGUCUUCAAGAAGGAACUAAAUCUUACCACCACGGAGUUUACACUGAUCUAUUCCAUUUAUUCAUGGCCAAAUGUUGUGCUCUGCUUCAUUGGCGGCUUCUUAAUCGAUCGCGUUUUCGGCAUACGUCUGGGUACAAUCAUUUACCUCUUCAUUUUACUAAUUGGUCAGUUGAUAUUCGCUUCUGGUGGACUUUUGGGUGCAUUCUGGGUUAUGAUUAUGGGUCGUUUCAUAUUCGGCAUCGGCGCUGAGUCAUUGGCGGUGGCGCAAAAUAAUUACGCUGUCCUCUGGUUUAAGGGCAAGGAAUUGAAUAUGGUGUUUGGUUUACAAUUGUCGGUGGCACGUUUUGGCAGCACUGUCAACUUUUGGGUAAUGCAGCCGAUAUAUGAUUAUGUUACGAAAUUUUAUGAGGGCCAUAGAGCAAUCGGUGUGGUGUUGCUGCUAGCAGCGGGCACAUGUGUGUUGUCGCUAUUGUGCGCUUUGAUUUUGGGCUGGAUGGAUAAACGUGCGGAACGCAUUUUACAGCGCAACACUAAUCCUUCUGGCGAGAUUGCCAAACUGAGCGAUGUCACAACUUUUAAGGUCAGCUUUUGGAUGGUUUCCAUUAUUUGUGUGGCUUAUUAUGUGGCCAUAUUUCCAUUUAUUGCUUUGGGAAAAACUUUCUUCAUGCAUCGGUUCAACUUUCAACCGGAUCAAGCCAACAAUGUCAAUUCCAUUGUGUAUUUAAUUUCGGCUAUUGCUUCGCCACUUUUCGGCUUUGUUAUAGACAAGACUGGACGCAAUGUUAGCUGGGUAUUUUGCGCUACAUUCUCCACAAUUUGCGCACAUGCACUACUCGCAUUUACUUUGCUAAAUCCAUACAUUGGUAUGGUAGUUAUGGGCUUGUCAUAUUCCAUGUUGGCCGCUAGCUUAUGGCCUUUAGUUGCUUUGAUCAUUCCUGAGUACCAACUGGGCACCGCCUAUGGCUUCUGCCAAUCUGUGCAAAAUCUUGGAUUGGCUGUAAUCACCAUUGUAGCUGGCAUGAUUGUCGAUCGCAGCGAUGGCAACUACAUAUGGGUUGAGCUAUUCUUUAUGGGCUGGCUUACUAUUGCUUUAAUUUCAACCUGUGUAAUUUGGGGCUACGACAAGAAGGUGAAAGGUAACCUGAAUAUGACGCCAGCACAACGUGUCCAAUAUGCUAGCGCAAUGUAUGUGAAAUUCUAAUGAAAUGAAAAUGCAAACGCAAACAAACGUGCGGCGAAUCAGGAUAACGGCAUUUACUCGAGCGAUCAGGAGCCACUACUGGAUGAAUAGAAAGCGCUAUCAGCAGCAGCAGCGCAGCGAGUAGUAGCGCCGUUAGUAUAGAGCGAGUGGCGGGAAAGAGGCACGGAGUACAGGUCAAACGUGAAAGAUGGAUGCUGUAAUUUGCAAUAGGCCAAACAAAAAACACUAAUCAUAACUGUAGUUAGCAGAAAAUAUUUCUAAGAUAUUGCAUGAAAAUUUGGCGAAUUUCGAUUUCGAUCAAUGGUACCCCACCAACUAACAAAAACAACCACAACAACUGGCGCAUAUCAUACAUAAUUAACCGACUCACUAUAGCAUACAUACUUACACACAUUUGCACGCUUUCGCUUAGAAAUAUGUACGUUGCGUGGCACUUGGCAAAUGCAUACGUGCGUAGCGCUUUUGGUGAUUUCCUAUUUUAUUUUAAAUUUGUUUUUAAAUUUGCAAGAAAAUCUAUUUUUACACAAAACAACUUUUGCUAUAAUACUAUUAUUAAACAUUUUACCAUAUAACAUAUUUAUUUUAUAAGCAUAAAAAAACAAGCAGUUAACUCUUAUACCAAUAUACACACCAAUAUACCAUCAAUUGUGUGGAAAACUAAAUCGUUAAAAUCUUGUAGUUGUAUUUAAAUAGAAAACGCUUAGUUAUAGGUAAACGCUGUUGCAAUUUUCCAAAUAUUUUUAAGAAAUUUUGUUUAACCAAUUUUUGGCAUUUUUGUAGCAAAUAUUUUUUAGGCAGCGAAAUUAUGUAACAUUUUGUAAACAAAAUAUAUUAAAAUUUGGACAAAAACACAAAAAAAGAUAGCGACAAAUUCAUAAUGCUAAUUGUUAGUCAUACAUAAUUGUUUUAAAAUUAAUAGGAUAUAACAAAAAUUUAAAUAAAAUCACAAAUCUAUUAUAAUGUUAAUUACUGUAUAUUUGUCUAUUAACAAUUGAAACGCUUUAAAAUGUGUGUUUAUUGUUGAUAUUUAAAUGUAUAUGUAUGUGCAU